AUGCGUUUGGGCUUACAAAAAACUAUCAAAGAAUAUAAAGACGCUGUAAAAUGCGUUCCUGAUAGUUUUGACUAUGAAUAUGUUGGUUUUGAUGAAAAUAAAUCCAAGUAUAGAAAUGAUCCACACACUGUGAAGAAAUUGCGGCAAAAGCAUGUUAAGAAGGAUAACAGUUCUGCAAGUAAAUCUCUUGCCAAGGGGAGAAAAAUUGUUGAAGUUAUUUCUAGAGACGAGCUUCCUAAGGUCAAGCAGGUUAUUAAGAAUGGACAGGGGGUCCCUGACUUUGGUAGAAAAAUAAGUGACCUAUUUAAGCAUGCAAUCACAGAUAGUAAGAGGAUUAGAAUUGAUACCAAUAUCUCCAGCGGAUCAGUAUCAGUCAGUUCAGCAACAGUGGAGCUUGCUCUGCUGAAAAUUUCAGAAUAUUCUUCUUGUACGGCCCGCAUAUUAGUUGUUGGAACUGGCAAGAUUGGAAAAAUUGUGAUCAGACAUUUGGUUGCUAAAGGAUGUAAAAAGAUGGUUGUCGUUAACAGGACAGAGGACAGAAUUGUUUCCAUCAGUGAGGAGUUAAUAGAUGCUGAUAUAAUAUACAAAACUUUCUAA
Molecule: messenger RNA, 597 nt
Organism: Capsicum annuum
Lineage: Eukaryota; Viridiplantae; Streptophyta; Magnoliopsida; Solanales; Solanaceae
Product: glutamyl-tRNA reductase 1, chloroplastic-like
Exons: 3
Coding region: 1-597 (198 amino acids)
Source: RefSeq, a predicted model, not a curated record